GCAACUUUGUGCACAACACACAUUCACAUUCCCACUCUGACACACUUUCACUCUCUCCCUGACUCGAGCAGGAGAGCACACUCAGGAUCAGACUACACACCUGUACACAUUGAUAGGUUGCAUGAACACACACGUAUUGACAAGUAUCUUGUCAUUGAUUUGGCUGUAACAGAGGCACUGCAUGUGGUGAGACAUUUGGUCCUACAGUACAGAUGAACAUGGACACGCACCAUGAGCACCACGACCACGGCAACGGCAACAUGGCUGGCACCGUGGCUCCUCCCAUGGGGACAGACUCCCAUGGGGAUGGAGGAGGGCAUGGAAUAGGACACUGUGCAGGAGGGGGAAUGAUGAUGAUGCAAAUGACCUUCUACUUUGGCUACACAAACGUGGAGCUGCUGUUUGCCGGUUUGAUCAUCAACACACCUGGAGAGAUGGCAGGGGCCUGCAUUGGUUGUUUCAUGCUGGCUGUGCUCUACGAAGGACUGAAGAUCAGCAGGGAGUUCCUGCUGAGGAGGAACCAGGUCAACGUGCGCUAUAACUCCAUGCCUGUCCCGGGAGCAGACGGCACCAUGCUUAUGGAGACCCACAAGACUGUAGGCCAGCGGAUGCUGAGUCUGUCCCACUUAUUGCAGACAGUGUUACACAUCAUCCAGGUGGUGGUCAGCUACUUCCUUAUGUUGGUCUUCAUGACCUACAACGCUUACCUGUGUAUCGCCGUGGCAGCGGGGGCCGGGGUGGGAUAUUUCUUAUUCAGCUGGAAAAAGGCUGUGGUUGUCGACAUCACCGAACACUGUCACUAACACCCCCACCUGGUCUUUAUUCAUCCUCCCACACACAUAAACACACACACAGGCAUUCUCCUUUCAAUCCCCAUCGUCAUCAUCAUACAUCCAGUUUUAUAUACAUGUAUCACAUUUGGACAGUUCACUUUGUCACACUAAAGCUGCUCGAUGGCAAAUGUGAAUUAUGACAUUUUACAUUUUAGUCAUUUUAGCAGACGCUCUUAUUCAGAGCGACUUACAGUUAGUGAGAGCAUACUUUUUUUUCUCUUCAUACGGUGACCAUGAGUUUUUACAUUUGUGACAGUCUGUCCUAUUGGUAGCUCUAGAAGACUACCUGUGUCACCGUAACACGAUGUUGGUAUUCCAAAUGCUUGCUGCUGUUAUACCAACAUACCCCCCCCGUCUCAAUCUCCACGUCUCUGUGAAAAGAGCUAAACAUCCACUCUUCCCCCAGUCGUGCAAUUCUCAGUCUAUUUGUAUUAUUGCGCAACAAUCAGUGCACGUUCAGCCUUAUAGCAUCGGACCUAGGCUCUUCUGCUCACACAGGGCAUUUGCAACAACUUUCUCCUUGAAGAACAGUGUGCUGGUGCAAGCAGUGAGUAGUUAAAUGAAUAGGGCCUAGAGUAGCUCCUAACCAGGGAAAAAUGCUGGGCUCUGGCAUUCUGAAGCCAAGUCAUAUCUGCAUUCCAUCUGACAAUCCGGUGGGGGCCAUACAUAAUCAGUGUCUCACAACAGGAGUCAAAGGUCAUACUUGAGAUUGUGUGGGGAUGGUGGGGCAGCUUUGGCUGUAUGACUGAGCCUUACUAAACCCUUUGCUUUAAAGGAGGAAAACAUGUGACAGCAUAGGCCAACUGUAGACAGGACCCGUAGUCUACUGAUAAGUGCCAGUGCCAUUUUAAAGAAGUUUGUCCAAUGGACGAGCAAUUAAGUACAGUACACUGUACGUGUCAUGUGAUUAUAUUAAUUAAAGAGUAUAAUGCAGCAGAAAUAGUGAUGACCCUUAAAACCCUCUUCAUGAUACACACUGCUAUGCAAUGUUCCAUUUUGGAUAGUUUAUGAAUAAAAACCUCAGUAUUUA
Coregonus clupeaformis (lake whitefish) is the source of this 1863-nucleotide messenger RNA. RefSeq names its product high affinity copper uptake protein 1. Gene Ontology annotation, molecular function: copper ion transmembrane transporter activity. Gene Ontology annotation, cellular component: membrane. The record is from RefSeq and is a predicted model, not a curated record. The coding region runs from base 213 to 803 and encodes 196 amino acids. Gene Ontology annotation, biological process: copper ion transmembrane transport. Lineage: Eukaryota; Metazoa; Chordata; Actinopteri; Salmoniformes; Salmonidae. The transcript is spliced from 5 exons.